AUGUUCACCAAACGCUUGCAAGGCGCUCCUAAGGAGAUCUUGAAUUGGAGGCUAUGGUAUAUGGUCUUUGCCUUCGGCCUCAUGGGCGCCUCUCGUGGCAUCGAUGAGGGUCUCACAGGCACGACAGCCUCGCUGCCGAGUUUCUCCCGCCUCUUCAAGUUGAAGGACCCGUCAAAGACAGAGCAACAGCAGGCAGAUGAAUUGUCAAACAUCACAUCUAUGGUGCAGAUGGGCUCAAUCCUCGGAGCCUUAGUAGGCUUCUAUCUGACUGAUAAGCUCGGGCGACUCUGGGCUACCAGAGAGCUUUGCAUUGUUUGGAUUGUCGGAAUCGCGAUGUACCUCAGCUCCGCUGCCAACGGAAGCUUGGGUUUGCUCUAUGCUGGGCGUUUCAUUGCUGGCAUUGGUAUUGGCCAAACGGUCGUGGUCGGUCCUACCUAUCUGGCAGAGAUUGCACCUCGCUAUUUCCGUGGACUCUGUGUUUGCUUCUUCUCCGGCUCCGUAUACUUUGGCACAAUGCUUGCCUACUUCGCCGCGUACGGCUCCAGCAUUCACAUCAGCGGCAACACGCAGCUGCAGUGGGUCGUGCCAACACUUCUCCAUAUCUACGUCGCCGUCACGAUCAUCAUCCUCUCCUUCGGCUGUGUCGAAAGCCCACGUUGGCUGCUCAAAGUCGGCAAGCCCGAAAAGGCCGCCAUUUGCCUGUCCAAGAUUCGACAUCUACCUGUCGAUCAUCCCUUCCUCUUGGAUGAGCUACGAGGCGUCACAGAAGAGCUCGAACGUGAAAGAGAGGCGACCAUGGGAACUACGUGGUUUGCUCCUUUGCGAGAACUUGUGAUGAUCCCCGCGAAUCGCUACCGACUUAUGCUCUCGGUCAUGACACAGCUGUUCAGUCAAUGGAGUGGAGCGAACAGCAUCACCAUCUACGCCGUCGAGUACUUCGAUAUGGUCGGCAUCUCUGGCUCGCAGGAGAAGCUCUUCGCCACCGCGAUCUUCGGCCUCGUCAAGUUCAUCUCUGCGACUGGGUGUGCUUUCUUCCUGAUCGACUUCAUCGGGCGAAAACGUUCGUUGCUUUUCGGCGCCUCGCUACAGUUCAUUGCCAUGCUCUACAUGGCGAUCUUCUUGACCAUUGAUUCGUCUGCUGGGGAUGAGGGGGCAGUGCAGAGCGCGAGUGACAAGCAUGCUGCCACGGGAGCUAUCGUCAUGAUCUACCUUUCAGGCUUCGGCUUCGCCCUCGGAUGGAACUCGUGCCAGUACCUCGUCAACGCCGAGAUCUAUCCUCUGCGCCUGCGAGCAAUCGGCGCUUCUUUUGCCAUGACCUUCCACUUCGUCAACCAAUACGGCAACUCAAAGGCCGUUCCGUCCAUGUUCCUUGCUCUGUCGAAUAACGGCACGAUGUUCUUCUUCGCCGCUGUCAUCAUCUUAGGUAUGGCCUGGGCAUGGUUCUUCUUGCCAGAAUUGGCCGGCAUGUCACUCGAGUCCAUCAAUGCGGUGUUUGACCUGCCAUGGUGGCAGAUUGGACGUCGUGGAAGGAAGUUUGCUGAAGAGUUGGAAGAGGAGAGACGUGAAGAGAGGGACGAGAAGGGGGCUGUGGUUACUGUGGAGAGGAUUGAGAAGGAUUGA
This is a messenger RNA of Zasmidium cellare ATCC 36951, 1620 nucleotides long. RefSeq lists its product as uncharacterized. Gene Ontology annotation, biological process: transmembrane transport; carbohydrate transport. Gene Ontology annotation, cellular component: membrane. NCBI's taxonomy places the organism in Eukaryota, Fungi, Ascomycota, Dothideomycetes, Mycosphaerellales, Mycosphaerellaceae. The record is from RefSeq and is a predicted model, not a curated record. The coding region runs from base 1 to 1620 and encodes 539 amino acids. The transcript is spliced from 5 exons. Gene Ontology annotation, molecular function: carbohydrate:proton symporter activity.